Molecule: messenger RNA, 3303 nt
Organism: Morchella sextelata
Lineage: Eukaryota; Fungi; Ascomycota; Pezizomycetes; Pezizales; Morchellaceae
Exons: 3
Coding region: 1-3303 (1100 amino acids)
Biological process (GO): lipid metabolic process; phosphatidylinositol-mediated signaling
Molecular function (GO): phosphatidylinositol-4,5-bisphosphate phospholipase C activity; calcium ion binding
Source: RefSeq, a predicted model, not a curated record
AUGAAUGCUGCAACUACCCUUACAGCUAUAGCUACAGCUACCGCUACAGCUCCAGCUACAACGUCAGAAGAGCCCACUCGAACCACUGGACCAAAACCCUCAAAAACGUGGCACCAUAGCCCAAGGACCUCACCUGGACCCUCCCCUGAUGUAAGAGCUCGAAACAAGAGCCUCUCAAUUAUACCAAUAUCUCUCCCUCCUCCUAGCGUCAUGGGCGCUCCUUUGGUAUCCCCCAGUUUACAGUCAGCACCAGCACCGCAGCCGCAGAAAGCAAGCUUGAUGCGAAGAGUAUCAAAAAAGCUUCGGAGAAGGACAUCUAACCAUGCGCACGACCAAGAUGAACGAAGCGGACCCCUGAUUAUGAGACAUCGCAGCGACAGCUUCACCGGAAUAGGAGGGGGCGCCGGAGAGCUGGGGCGCAUGGGAAUUCAGGACGACAUUAAUUUUGACGACGAAGAUGAGAAUGCAGUAAUGUUUGAGGCGUUGGACGGGAAUGAUGGCGAUUCUUCUACUGCAGGCAGAGAGAGAAGUGGAUCUGUUAUGGCCGUUCAACAGAGUAUUAUGGAGGGCGUUUUGGUUCCGGAGGUGCUACAGCAUGGGAUUUCUUUAACGCGGGUGACUAGAAAAAAGAGAAUCUCGAGAAUAUUCACGCUCGAUGUGACAAGUGCACGGGUUUCAUGGGAUCCUACAAAGCAGUCAUCAAGAUUCUACGUCGAUGAUAUAAAGGAGAUACGGAUGGGGCAUGACGCAAGGAAUUAUCGCGAAGAGUUUCUGAUUCCCCUGGAGAUGGAGGACCGCUGGGCGACUAUCAUCUAUGCCGAGCCGGAAUUGGAUGGAAAAUUAAAGACACUUCACAUUAUUGCACCAACCGUUGAUAUCUUCAAGUUGUGGACCACAACUUUGGAGAAGAUCCUUCGAUAUAGGACUGAGUUGAUGGCGGGCUUGGCUAUGCAAGGAGAGAAGUUUGUUGACGCUCAUUGGAGAAAUUACAUGGCUACUCGAAACACUAUUACGCCACCACAAUCUCCAAAGGUCGAAAGACUCUUAUUCGAGGAUGUUGAACGCCUUUGCCGACGUCUACAUAUAAAUUGCUCCCGCCAGUUUCUUAAAGAUCGUUUUAAGCGUGCAGACAAAGACAACUCAGGAUAUCUGAACUUCCCCGAGUUCCAGAAAUUUGUGCAACUAUUGAAAGAGCGAGAGGAGAUAAAAGAUAUUUGGAAAAAUGUUGUAUUCGACAUGGAGUCGGGAAUGACCAAAUCUGAAUUCAAGGCUUUCUUGAGGGACGUCCAAAAGGUUGAUGUCGUUGCCGAUAAAGCUUAUGUUGAUAAGGUCUUCCGCAAAUUCUGCCGGAAGUCCGCACAGCAUCAACGUGCACACUCGGAGAACUUCACCGGAAUAGUUCGUUCAGCGACGGGUCACAUUAGGGAUCAUUCGGAGGAUGCACGCAUGUCAAUAUCUGCUUUCUCUGACUUUCUAUUAUCAAGCUCUUACAACCCCCCACUCCUUACAUCGACACCACCUGAGAACCUUGUCCUUGAUCGACCUUUGAACGAAUAUUUCAUCUCGAGCUCCCACAACACAUAUCUCCUGGGACGUCAAGUCGCAGGCGAAUCCUCAAUCGAAGGUUAUAUUCGGACCUUGCAGCAUGGGUGUCGUUGUGUUGAGAUAGACUGCUGGGAUGGAGAUGAUGGGCGUCCAAUCGUUACACACGGCCACACAGGUACCUCCGAGGUUUACUUUACGGACGUUGUCGCAGCUAUUGGGAAAUACGCUUUUUUGGCCUCGCCAUAUCCUUUGAUACUCUCGCUCGAAGUCCAUUGCAGCUUGGGACAGCAGAUCGUCAUGGCAAACAUCCUUCGGAACGUGUUGGGCGAAAAACUCAUUUUAGAGCCUUUUAUCACAAACUCAUUUAUCCUGCCGAGUCCACAAGACUUGAAACACAAGAUUCUGGUAAAGGUUAAAGGAAGUAUUAGGCAAGAAUCAGCAUUACUCAAAGAGGAUUUCAUUGCGAUGGCAAAUCGUUCCGCCGGAAGUCUUUCUAGCUCCCCGACUAAACAGUGGAUUUCUGGGAAGGGCGUUGCUUCCAGUGCAAGCAGCAGCGGAACAAGUGCUUCAGACGAUUCAGACAAUCCGGAUGGGUCUAAGAAUAAGCAGAGAAGGCCGUCGGCUAAAAUAGCGCCUGAGCUGGGGGCUCUGGGAGUUUAUUGUAGGGGACAGAAAUUUGUGAACUUUUCACUUCCUGAGAGUAAAACCUUUAACCAUGUUUUUUCGUUCCAAGAGAAGAGAUUUGAAAAGUUUUGCAAGGACUCGGAGAAAAAGUGGCAACUUGAAAAACACAAUGUUCGCUAUUUGAUGCGUCUUUACCCUUCAGGCUUCCGUGUCAACUCUUCAAACUUUGAUCCCAGCGGCUUCUGGCGUCGGGGCGUGCAAAUGGUUGCUCUCAACUGGCAGACCUAUGAUCUCGGGCUUCAAAUCAAUGAAGCUAUGUUUGCAGCCGGGGAUGACAGGACUGGUUACGUUUUGAAGCCAAAAGAACUCCGUGGCUCGAGAUCCACAUUUGAUCCACCUGCCGAUGCUGCUGCAGCUAAGACGAAAAAGGAUAAAAAGCUGGUUAAAUUCUCGAUUGAAGUUAUUUCAGCACAGCAAUUGCCAAGGCCAAAGGACCACAAAGCCGACGAAGGAAUAGAUCCAUUUGUUGUCGUCGAAGUCUUUACCGCUGAUGACAAGGAGAAAGGUUCAUCAACAGGCGAAGGAGGAAUUGACGCAAGCGAGACGAAAGGCAUGAGUGGGCUCGGUGCACCCCAGAAGAGGCGUACAAAAGUCGUGAAAGAUGAUGGAUUUCACCCGACAUUUAAGGAGAAGAUGUCAUUUUCUGUCAUCACAAAGUUUGAGACUUUAGUCUUUGUUCGGUUCUCGGUGUACAACGCCGGAAACUCGGACUCAAGCGAUCGCACUUUAAUUGCCACAUACACGGCUAAGCUCAUUUCACUUCAACAAGGAUAUCGUCAUCUCCCGCUUUAUGAUCUCCAGGGUGAACAAUUCCUUUUCUCAACGCUCUUUGUAAAGGUCGAUGUUAGUCCUAUCACAAUUGUCGAUAGAGAAGUCCCUGUUCGAGCCUCUACGAUGGACACAAUAAAGUCGGCUCUGAGUAGGGGAUUUUCUUCGGAAAGGCGCUCAGUCAAGCACAAACAUUCCCAGUCGCAAUCGCAGUCUCAAUCACAACCACUACCAAAAUACCAUAACAAAGAUGACCAAAAUGGCGGGACCAGUCCGGUGCAGAUCACAACAAGAAAGACGAAAUAG